Messenger RNA from Triticum turgidum subsp. durum (durum wheat), 696 nucleotides. NCBI's taxonomy places the organism in Eukaryota, Viridiplantae, Streptophyta, Magnoliopsida, Poales, Poaceae. The record is from the annotation of a GenBank genome assembly.
AUGAGAUCUAACCGUGAAUACAGAAAAGUACCCCUGACGUUGUAUGCUAAGCAAUUUAGGUGGGCGGACGAAACUCUGCCGUCCUUCACCCAACUCACUAAUGAGACUAAGAAUCGGAGGGAAAGGGAGCGUUAUGCACAUAAUAGAGAGGAAAUAUUAAAGAGACAACCCCAAACCCCUACUGGACAAGAGGCGGUGACCCAGCUGCAGAACAUCACAGGCCCAGAUGGUGCAUUACCAACUUUAGGACCAUACAAUGGAUUCAUACAAACUGACAAGGAGAAUAUUUCUGACAAUGAUGAAUCCGAUUGGCUGCACAGAAAUGAUGCGUACCAGAUGCAACGAAGUUCAAGAAGAAUGACACUCACACAACUGGCAGGGGUUGACAACCCCCAAGUCAAUAUAGUCAUCAAUCGACGUACCCCAGGGGUAACUUUUCAUGAUCAGGACUGCUUGGGAGACCGGAACCUUGGAGAAACUGGUGAUGUUGACCCUGAUGAAGAAGCUAGGAUGUUUGCUAGACCAGAUGUUGAUUUUGAAUCCUACCGAGUGGCACGGCAUCAUGGUGAUGGAACUAUCACUAAUGAGCAUCAUGACAGAACUAUGGAGAUUUGCGGUUCCAAUACGAGGGCCCUGCAUUUUGUUGCAGGAAGGGAAAAGUUGGUGUAUUUACUCCAGAGGUUGAUGAAGAGUUGA